AUGGCCUCCGGGACGCCGACCGACAGAAAGAAAAAUCCUCUGGGGUCUUCCUCCGCCAGUUGUCUCGGGCUGGCGGAGCCAUGCGGCCACGUGGACUUCUACCCUAACGCUGGAGAAUAUCAACCAGGCUGCUCUGACCUCUCCAAGCAAGGGGAGACGCGGGGCUGCAGCCACAGCAGAGCUCACGACUACUGGAUAGAGAGCAUCAACGGCGAGACGCCCUUCCUGGCCCGCCCCUGCAGCGACUGGGACGCCUACGUGGCCGGCGAGUGUGACAGCUGCGGCCAGGGCUGCCUCGAGAUGGGCUUCCACGUCCAGAAAGGCCUCACGGGGAACUACUACCUCAGGACCAACGACGCCCCGCCCUUCGCCAUGGGAUAGACUGUACAAAAAGAGAGAGAG
Eriocheir sinensis (Chinese mitten crab) is the source of this 402-nucleotide messenger RNA. RefSeq names its product pancreatic lipase-related protein 3-like. The coding region runs from base 1 to 381 and encodes 126 amino acids. Gene Ontology annotation, molecular function: lipase activity. The transcript is spliced from 4 exons. The record is from RefSeq and is a predicted model, not a curated record. NCBI's taxonomy places the organism in Eukaryota, Metazoa, Arthropoda, Malacostraca, Decapoda, Varunidae.